This is a messenger RNA of Durusdinium trenchii, 1227 nucleotides long. The record is from the annotation of a GenBank genome assembly. Lineage: Eukaryota; Dinophyceae; Suessiales; Symbiodiniaceae.
AUGCCCGAGGUGGAUCUGGGCGAUCCGCUCUUCUACGGCGAGGGCGACUUCGACCCUUGGGGCUCCACCGACCCGACGCCGAACAGCGCCGAACAGCGACGUCGGUGGCCGAUUCGGCUGGUUGGGGAGAGGCCAAGCUGGGGCUUGGCCCAGCUGUGUCUCAAGGAGGCGGAGCCCAAGACAUCAGGUCUCUUCAAGGAGCGUGCUCGCAUUCCGCCGCGUGCCGCGCCCCCGGAAGCCGCGGCGGGGGCACGAAGCCGCGGAAGCCGCGGCAACUCUCGAGUCUUCUCGGCCAGUCUGGCCCUGGACCAGGGGCUCAUCGAUGUCUUGUUUCGUGAUUCGUUGAGGUACCCAGAGGAUGGCUACCACGAUGCGGACGCCCGCGAGGCCGAUCGCUUCGUCCGGGAGCCAGAAGUUGCGGCGCGUGGCUUCGUGAGUCGUUUCAACACCCCGGUGAAGGACUCCCGGAGUGUGAACGUGGAUUUGUACGAUGAGGUCUUCCGCCCCGUGGGCGUGUCCAUGAUGCAGUAUGAACGUCUCAUGAGCUUUGCCAACAAGUGCAAGGCCACGCCAGGCUCCGUGGUGGUGCCGGGCGGGAAGAGCAACGGCAGGUUUGUGUUGCUCACGUAUGGCGCAGCUGUGGCGCACAAGCACGGCCCUGAGAGUCCUGAAAAGCUGGGCGAUCCCAUUUGUGUCUACUUGGGACGGCUAACGCCGCGCCAGAGCUUAUCGCCGCAGCUGCUGGAGAAGGGCCCGGUGCGUGGCUCGGUGGUGGGCGGCUCCGCGCUGGUGGACGGCUCGGUGACCGAGAAGGUCUACCCCUCCGACAUUGUUGCAGCAGAGCCCACUGAGUGGCUGGAGUGGGACUUGGACGACUUGCAGAGGAUCAUCGAUGCUCCAGGCUGGCGGGCGGUGCAGGCGAGCUUCUACCACUUGCAGCUCGGCACCUUGGACCGCGAUCGUGCCUCCAAGAUUAAGGCCGACGACAAGACCAAGGUGAAGGGAAGUGCUGAAGCGCAGCCGAACGAAGAGGCUGAUGCAGUUGCUGUUCUUCAUCGCGGUGCCCUUCUUCGGCUUCGGCUUCGCGGACAACGCGCCCUUUGGUCGGUGGAGACCGGGUGGGAGGGGUGGAGGGAGUGGAUGCAAAGGGGAGACCGGAACGGGGAAAAACGCCGGUGCGGUUCUUUUUUUGGGGUUGGGCAUUCAACAAAAACUAUAGCGGCUUAA